Batrachochytrium dendrobatidis JAM81 is the source of this 462-nucleotide messenger RNA. RefSeq lists its product as uncharacterized. The record is from RefSeq and is a predicted model, not a curated record. Gene Ontology annotation, biological process: endoplasmic reticulum to Golgi vesicle-mediated transport; retrograde transport, endosome to Golgi. Gene Ontology annotation, cellular component: Golgi cis cisterna; COPII-coated ER to Golgi transport vesicle; Golgi membrane. NCBI's taxonomy places the organism in Eukaryota, Fungi, Chytridiomycota, Chytridiomycetes, Rhizophydiales. The transcript is spliced from 4 exons. Bases 11 to 424 code for a protein of 137 amino acids.
GACACAUCAUAUGUGGUUAACAGAUACACAGAAGAUUGGUGUUGGAUUAACCUCCUUUGGGGUUUUCUUUAUGCUUCUUGGGAUUCUACUCUUUUUUGAUGGAGGUUUGGUGGCGAUUGGCAACAUCUUAUUUUUAGGAGGGUUAGCUCUUGUCAUAGGAUUCACAAAAACUAUAGCAUUUUUUUCUAGAAGUGAAAAGAUUCGAGGCACUGUGUGUUUUUUCCUGGGCAUAGUCUUGGUAUUCAUAAAAUGGCCAUUUGUUGGAGUAUGCAUAGAACUGUUUGGGUUUAUCAACCUAUUUGGUGAUUUCCUACCUGUAGUUAUUUCUUUUUUACGUAAACUACCAUUAGUUGGUUCGCUUUUAAAUCUUCCUGGAAUCUCCUUUUUGGUUGAUAAAAUCUGUGGCAAGAAACUUCCAGUAUAACCUUAAAAUAAUUGAAUUGGGCUUCUUUACGUUUUCGA